CGGUCUGCAGUGCGCUGCUCUUCUCCGCUACGGAGAGACCUCGGCGGCUGCGCGCCCCUGGCCUGGCCGGUGCCUCCUCCUCGCCGGAAGCGGGUGGCCCAGCGGCUGAAACGCGCUGUGCCCUGGUGUUUGCGCUGUAGGGUCCCGCGAGCUCGAUCUCCGCCUGAGCCCCGCAACGGGUCCGAACUACAGGGGGAGAGAGCAACUCUGUCAGCUCGCCCGCCCUAGCACCCGUCUGGGACCGUGACAGCAGCGGGGAGGGGGCCCCUCGCCUGGUGUAGUUUCAGGUCACUUUCUUUAAUGUGCUACUGGUCGUACACUGCGGAUGGGAAUGAUAAAGGUUGAUGAUGUCAAAAAAUUCUUCUAGAAGAAAGAUAGUGCCAACUAAAGUAACAGAUUGGGUGGCACCUUCAUUUGAGGAUUUCUUUGGGAAUACAAAUAUCUUAUCUAGUACUCUUCUUGUAAAGUCAUCUGGGGAGGCUAAUCAGCAUCAGAAGAGAAAAGAUCAUUCCUCUGUGCCAGAAAGUAGCAAGAACAAGGUUCUGGCUAGAAUCAAAGGAAAGUCAUCUUCAAUAGAUCACAUUUGUGAUCACUCUAAACAAAAUCAAAGCCAGUCUCAAAAUGAACCGUGGGUGGAUAAAUACAAACCAGGAACACAGAAUGAGCUUGCUGUACAUAAGAAGAAGAUUGAAGAAGUUGAAAGCUGGUUAAAAGCUCAAAUAUUUCAAAGGCAGCCAAAGCAGGGUGGCUCUGUUUUAGUGUUAACUGGACCCCCCGGUUGUGGAAAGUCUGCAACUAUACAAAUAUUAGCUAAGGAACUUCAUGUUCAGGUGCAAGAAUGGACCAAUCCAAUAUCUCUAGACUUUAGGAAAGAAGAUUUCAAGGAUGCUUUUAACUAUGAAUCAAGUUUUCAGAUGCUUCCCAGUCAGGCCCAGACUGCUCUCUUUCAAGACUUUCUGUUAAGAGCAAAUAAGUAUAACAAACUUCAGAUGCUAGGGGAAUCCACAGAGGCUGAUGAUAAACUUAUUCUCAUUGAAGAUAUGCCUAACCAGUUUUAUCGUGACCGUGACAGUUUUCACGAAAUUCUGAGGAGGUUUGUGCGGACAAGUAGAUGUCCCCUUGUAUUUAUAAUCUCAGACAGUCUCAGUGGAGACAGCAACCAAAAGUUAUUAUUUCCAAAGGAAAUUCAGGAAGAACUAUGUAUAUAUACUAUUAGUUUUAACCCUGUGGCUCCAACAAUGAUGAUGAAAGUUCUUAAUCGAAUAGCUACAGCAGAAGCAAGUAUGAAUGGAGAAAAAUUUGCUGUCCCUGAUAAAAGCUCUUUAGAGUUGAUUUGUAAAGGCUGUUCAGGUGAUAUUAGAAGUGCAAUAAACAGUCUUCAGUUUUCGUCUUUGAAAGAGUACUCAUCAGAGAACAACUUGUGGUCAAAGAAAAAAGGGAAGUCUACAUUAAAAAGUAAUACAGAAGUAUCCAGAACCAAGAAGAAAAAGAGAGCUGAUAAGACUUUAGAAAACCAGGAGAUACUAGCUAUUGGUGGCAAAGAUGCUUCCAUCUUUCUUUUCCAUGCUUUGGGGAAAAUACUUUACUGCAAAAGAGAAUCACUAUCUGAUUCAGAAUUUCCUCGGCUACCUUCUCACCUAUCUGAAUAUGAAAGAGACACCUUACUUGUCCAACCUGAGGAUAUUGUAGAAAAGUCACACAUGCCUGGGGACCUAUUUAAUUUAUAUCUUCACCAAAACUAUGUAGAUUUUUUCACUGAUAUAGAUGAUCUUGUGAGAGCCAGUGAAUACUUGAGUACUGCUGACUUCCUCUGUAGUAACUGGAAUUCACGACCUACACUCAGGGAAUACAGUGCAUCUGUGGCCACAAGAGGUGUGAUACAUUCAAAUACCGCUAGAGCCUUUGCCCAUUGCCAAGGAGGAAUGGGUUUUCGGCCUUUUCAUAAACCCCAGUGGUUCCUAAUAAAUAAAAAGUAUCAAGAAAACUGCCUUGCUGCAAAAUCUCUAUUUUCAAGUUUCUGUUUACCACCUUUAUGCCUUCAAACCCAGCUGUUGCCUUUUCUUGCCAUGCUGACAAAUCCAAUGAGAAACCAAGCUCAGAUUGCCUUUAUCCAGGAUGUUGGAAGGCUUCCCUUGAAGAGACACUUUGGAGGGUUAAAGCUUGAAACUCUUACAGAUAAAGAUCUUGGUAUGCCAGGCUUUGAAAAUAUUGACGAAGGAGACCUUUCUGCCAUGCGGCCUCUGGAGGUGUUUGUCCAAUUGGAGAAAAACCAAAUAAAUGAGACUGAGCCAGAUGAAUUUCCACUUAUUUCCAGCCAGGCUAGUGGAAGUGAACUACCAAGUAGUCAACCUCAGCCUAUUACGGCACAAGCAAUCAUGGAGGAAGAUGAAUUAAAAAUAGAUGAAUAUGAUAGUGACUGAGUGCAACAAAAUGUCAGUAUCAUUGGUCUAACAUUAACAGAAUUUUUUUAUUUUGUGGUAAAAGAUUCUUCCUUGACUAGAUUGUAACAAAAGCAUCAAUGAUGUAUUAAAGAGUGGGCCAAUUCUAUAGUAAUUCUACCUUAAUAUUCCUGUGACUAAUCCCAUGAGUAUGCUAUAGGCCUAAGCCCAGUGUGUACUGGGGUAAUAUCAAGGUGCCAAGUUUCCUUAACUUCCCUUGAUGUUGCAGUAUGGAGCCCAAAGUGUGUGUACUUAAUCAAAGGUGUUGCUCCCUGCCUAUCCUGAGCCAUCAAAGUAACCUAUCUUUAAACAACAUUAAAAUUCUAAAUGAUGAGCUGAAA
Messenger RNA from Trachemys scripta elegans, 2779 nucleotides. RefSeq names its product RAD17 checkpoint clamp loader component (gene RAD17). The record is from RefSeq and is a predicted model, not a curated record. The transcript has 17 exons. NCBI's taxonomy places the organism in Eukaryota, Metazoa, Chordata, Testudines, Emydidae. Gene Ontology annotation, biological process: DNA damage checkpoint signaling; DNA repair; mitotic DNA replication checkpoint signaling. Gene Ontology annotation, molecular function: DNA clamp loader activity; chromatin binding; ATP hydrolysis activity. The coding region runs from base 345 to 2420 and encodes 691 amino acids. Gene Ontology annotation, cellular component: nucleus; Rad17 RFC-like complex.